ACGGGCUAGGAGACGUGGCACCGGGAACAUCAGUAGCUACUCCUCAGCAGCACGCUCUUUACCGGCCAGCACCAAGCCGUUCGAGACGACUUUCUUCCCCUCAGGGCUGUACGAUCGAGAUAAUGGCGUCAAAUAACAGUCAGGUUGGAAAGUGGGAAGUCGUGAAAAAAAGCAAGAAACCGGGCACCGCCGGCAGCGGAGGGAAAAAUCCCGGGGAGAAGAAAGCUGGAAGGAAAGCUCUGAGCGAAUCCAACAUGACGAGGAUCGACCAGCUACCUCCCCUGGUGACAUCGGGGACGUUGUUUGAGGCUUUUGAGAAGAUGGGGAAGAAGCAUAAUAAGGAGCAGGUUCCUCCAGCCGAGCCCAGCAACAAGAAGCCUUCAGCGGGCAGACAGAAGGCCAAGCUCCCCCCUGUCUCUACACAGACACACAGCACACACAAGACCCUGGAGGAUGCAUUCAAAGCUCUGGACGUGGGGGAGCUGAAGCAGCAGUUGGACCGGAGCCAGACUCUGUUUCCUGACAACCCGUCAGUCUGGGUCAAAGACCUGGCAGGAUACCUCAACCACGCCCUGGCUGCUCCAGAGACUGAACCCACCCUCAGCAGCUACACACACGAUUACCCAUACUGCCUUGCGGGGAAGGAGCUGAGGGGCGUGGUCAAAGCUUUGAUUGGUCGCUGCAACGAGAGUCUACAGGACUUCUACGACCACUGUGUUUACACCAUGCUGAGAGAACUGGACAAACAGACAGGAGAGCCUCUCCAUGGUUACCGGGUGUGUAUCCAGGCCAUCCUACAAGACAAGCCCAGAAUGGCAACACAGAACCUUCCUGAGUAUCUGGAGUUGCUGCGGUCAGUUCAGAACCGUCCGGUCAAGUGUCUGACAAUCAUGUGGUCUCUGGGACAAGCUGGCUACUACGACCUCAGCCAGGGGCUACGAGUAUGGCUGGGUAUCAUGCUGCCAGUCCUGGGGGUGAAGGCCCUGUCCUCCUACGCCAUCGCAUACUUGGAGAGACUACUGCUGCUCCACGUUAACUUGACUAAAGGUUUUGGGGUCAUGGGACCUAAAGACUUCUUCCCUCUGCUGGACUUCGCCUACAUGCCGAAGAAUGCCCUGUCACCAAGCCUCCAGGAGCAGCUGUGUCGUCUGUACCCUCGUCUGAAGGUGUUGGCUUUUGGGGCGAAGCCCGAGAUGACCCUCCACACCUACCUGCCCUCCUUCCUGUCCCGGGCCACGCCCCACUGCCCUGAUGAUAUGAAGAGAGAGUUGCUCAGCUCUAUGACGGAGUGUCUAUCUGUGGACCAUCAGAGUCUGGGGGUCUGGAGACAGCUCUACACCAAACACUUACCACAGUCCAGUCUGCUGCUAAACCAUCUACUGAAGUCCUGGAACACUCUGCCACCCAAGUUGCGCGGUUCGCUGCAGGAGACGGUCCAGUCAUUCAGAGUGACCAAUGAGGAGCUGAGAGACACGGCUAACUCUACUGACCUACAGGACUGUAACAAGCUCUGUCACUGUCUCCAGUUGAAGAUGUUAGGACGAGGGUUCCCCUGGUCCAGACUCUUCAUGGCUUUACUGGUGUUUGCUGCCGGGUUCAUUACACACGACAUCCGAUCACAUGGAUCCUUCACAGACUCCACCACAGCAAGCUAUCUCCACAGUUCAGGGGUGAUGGGCGUGUCUCAACAGGCCUGGAGCAAAGUCACUCUCUACUCACAUCAGGGCUUCAGCUGGCUGGACACCAAUACUCCCUACUACUACUCCGAGUGUGUUCGUGUGUUGAGUCCGGUACUGGAGCAGAACUGGGAGAGAACUAAAGCUGCUGCCAUCUACAUCUCACGACUCACAACACAACUCAUUGACUGGAUCUAUCACAACACACCCCUACUAGUACACUGGCUGAGUUCCAGCACUCCGGACAGUGUGUUCCUGCUGAUUGACUACCUGAAGCAGCUGCUACUGUUCCUCCAUACCAACUACCUGCUUCCAGCUCUCACACACACCUCCCAUCUAAUAGUACAGGCCUGGACGGCACUGCACGACUCCUGCAGUGGAGAGGUGUCUGUAUCAUGUCUCCAGACCUACGCCCUUUCUCUGACCAACUCUACCUGGCUCCUGCUGCAAGACACCACCAACGCCAUCAAGUCCUGGAUACAAGACCGGCUCCAGACCUGAUACACACACAUAUACUGAUACACACACACACACAUAUACUGAUAUACACACACACACAUACACACACACACAUAUACUGAUACACACACACACACACACACACGUACUGAUACACACACACACACACACACACACACACACACACACACACAUAUACUGAUACACACACACACACAUACACGUACUGAUACACACACACACACACACACACACACACACACACACACACACACAUAUACUGAUACACACACACACACACACACACACAUAUACAGAUACACACACACACACACACACACACAUAUACUGAUACACACACACACACACACACACACACACACGUACUGAUACACACACACAUAUACUUUAUGCACAUACACGCUUUAAACACACAGUCUGAGACUCUUUGCUUGCAUUGCUUUGGCCUCCUCCCUCCUCCCUUAGCCAUCUCUCUCUGACUCUCUCAUGGGCUUUAUUGGCAUGGGAAAUGUGUUUUACAUUACCAAGGGAAAUAACCAACAGUCUGUCACUAGCGAGGGGAAAUAACCAACAGUCUGUCACUAGCGAGGGGAAAUAACCAACAGUCUGUCGCUAGCGAGGGGAAAUAACCAACAGUCUGUCGCUAGCGAGGGGAAAUAACCAACAGUCUGUCACUAGCGAGGGGAAAUAACCAACAGUCUGUCACUAGCGAGGGGAAAUAACCAACAGUCUGUCACUAGCGAGGGGAAAUAACCAACAGUCUGUCACUAGCGAGGGGAAAUAACCAACAGUCUGUCACUAGCGAGGGGAAAUAACCAACAGUCUGUCACUAGCGAGGGGAAAUAACCAACAGUCUGUCACUAGCGAGGGGAAAUAACCAACAGUCUGUCACUAGCGAGGGGAAAUAACCAACAGUCUGUCACUAGCGAGGGGAAAUAACCAACAGUCUGUCACUAGCGAGGGGAAAUAACCAACAGUCUGUCACUAGCGAGGGGAAAUAACCAACAGUCUCUCACUAGCCGGUAGGCUAGUCUACAUGAGGACAUUAUUAUGGAUCAGAGAGGAUGCUGGUAGGCUAGUCUACAUGAGGACAUUAUUAUGGAUGAGAGGAUGCUGGUAGGCUAGUCUACAUGAGGACAUUAUUAUGGAUCAGAGAGGAUGCUGGUAGGCUAGUCUACAUGAGGACAUUAUUAUGGAUGAGAGGAUGCUGGUAGGCUAGUCUACAUGAGGACAUUAUUAUGGAUCAGAGAGGAUGCUGGUAGGCUAGUCUACAUGGGGACAUUAUUAUGGAUCAGAGAGGAUGCUGGUAGGCUAGUCUACAUGGGGACAUUAUUAUGGAUCAGAGAGGAUGCUGGUAGGCUAGUCUACAUGAGGACAUUAUUAUGGAUGAGAUGAUGCUGGUAGGCUAGUCUACAUGAGGACAUUAUUAUGGAUCAGAGGAUGCUGGUAGGCUAGUCUACAUGAGGACAUUAUUAUGGAUCAGAGAGGAUGCUGGUAGGCUAGUCUACAUGAGGACAUUAUUAUGGAUCAGAGAGGAUGCUGGUAGGCUAGUCUACAUGGGGACAUUAUUAUGGAUCAGAGAGGAUGCUGGUAGGCUAGUCUACAUGAGGACAUUAUUAUGGAUCAGAGAGGAUGCUGGUAGGCUAGUCUACAUGGGGACAUUAUUAUGGAUCAGAGAGGAUGCUGGUAGGCUAGUCUACAUGAGGACAUUAUUAUGGAUGAGAGGAUGCUGGUAGGCUAGUCUACAUGAGGACAUUAUUAUGAAUCAGAGAGGAUGCUGGUAGGCUAGUCUACAUGAGGACAUUAUUAUGGAUGAGAGGAUGCUGGUAGGCUAGUCUACAUGAGGACAUUAUUAUGGAUGAGAGGAUGCUGGUAGGCUAGUCUACAUGAGGACAUUAUUAUGGAUCAGAGAGGAUGCUGGUAGGCUAGUCUACAUGGGGACAUUAUUAUGGAUCAGAGAGGAUGCUGGUAGGCUAGUCUACAUGGGGACAUUAUUAUGGAUCAGAGAGGAUGCUGGUAGGCUAGUCUACAUGAGGACAUUAUUAUGGAUGAGAGGAUGCUGGUAGGCUAGUCUACAUGAGGACAUUAUUAUGGAUCAGAGAGGAUGCUGGUAGGCUAGUCUACUUGAGGACAUUAUUAUGGAUCAGAGAGGAUGCUGGUAGGCUAGUCUACAUGAGGACAUUAUUAUGGAUCAGAGAGGAUGCUGGUAGGCUAGUCUACAUGAGGACAUUAUUAUGGAUCAGAGAGGAUGCUGGUAGGCUAGUCUACAUGGGGACAUUAUUAUGGAUCAGAGAGGAUGCUGGUAGGCUAGUCUACAUGAGGACAUUAUUAUGGAUCAGAGAGGAUGCUGGUAGGCUAGUCUACAUGGGGACAUUAUUAUGGAUCAGAGAGGAUGCUGGUAGGCUAGUCUACAUGAGGACAUUAUUAUGGAUGAGAGGAUGCUGGUAGGCUAGUCUACAUGAGGACAUUAUUAUGAAUCAGAGGAUGCUGGUAGGCUAGUCUACAUGAGGACAUUAUUAUGGAUGAGAGGAUGCUGGUAGGCUAGUCUACAUGAGGACAUUAUUAUGGAUCAGAGAGAUAUUUGUCAAAUGUCAGUGAAGCAUCGAUCAUGUCACCAGGAUAAGACCCUGGAUAUUUAUUGUAAAGCAGCAUCAAGCUCAUCACCGUGCUCUUUCAGCCCCCUGGGAAGUUCUUCAUAACUUAUUUCAUGUGUCGCCUAAUAAACUGCAUGGUUUCCUGAGUCGUAGUGGGAGGAUCACACAUGUCACGCAACUCCAACUUUACUUAUGAUGGUUAUUAUAUCAGUAUUUGCAUAGUAAGUCAUUUCCACCGCCUUGUCUUGCAUAAUACAUUUUACAGACACAAACAGAUCUAUCUCUCUCUCUCUCAGAUCCUCUCCCUCUAUCUCCACCUCCUCUCUCUGGGAUCCCCUCCCUCUCUUUUCUAUAAAGACUGAUUUAUAAACGUGUUGUUUAUUAGAGGGAGGGUUAUAAGCGCUGUAUUCAGGGUCAUAAACUGGUUAUUCAUGUUUAUAAAUAUAGGAGCUUUGUUAAGGGGGAGGGGGCGUCUUGCUCCUGAAAUCAAACCCUCUCUCUUCGUCUCCUCCUGUCUCUCCGUUCUCCUCGUCUCUCUCCUCUCUCUCCUCGUCUCCUCCUGUCUCUCCGUUCUCCUCGUCUCUCUCCUCUCUCUCCUCGUCUCCUCCUGUCUCUCUCCUGUCUCUCCUCCCCUGACAGUGCUAACCCACUGAGCUAAUAAACACUGAGACUGGACUAGUGCUGCUUCGCUCUGUUUACUUGAAGGCUGAUGUUCUGUGUGAUGGACCUCCGUCCUAGUCCCCCCUCCCCUUUCUCCCUGUUACGACUGAUUUAUGUAGGGUUUCUGUUGUUAAUUUGUUACUUUAUACAUAUGUAAAUGAUUUCUAAUAAAGACUCCAGCCCCA
Salvelinus fontinalis (brook trout) is the source of this 5595-nucleotide messenger RNA. It is a transcript of the gene tmem214, whose product is annotated as transmembrane protein 214. The transcript is spliced from 17 exons. Gene Ontology annotation, cellular component: endoplasmic reticulum; Golgi apparatus. NCBI's taxonomy places the organism in Eukaryota, Metazoa, Chordata, Actinopteri, Salmoniformes, Salmonidae. The coding region runs from base 123 to 2177 and encodes 684 amino acids. The record is from RefSeq and is a predicted model, not a curated record.